ACUGCGCUCCAGCGAGCGGUUAGCGCAUUGUCAUGCGUGUGGCCGGUCCGUGUUUGGGAUGCUGUAUGAGCCAGCUGCAUAGAGGUGGACAGGUGUAGCGUGCCGCGCUGAGUGGGGAACGCCAAAACACUUUGAUAUUAGCUGGUUUGUGAGCGGGCACCAGCCACUGGCGCGCUGUGUGUCUGCAGCCGUGGACCCCCUCCACCCCCCCACCUCUCCGGUCCACCCCUCCCCUCCCGCUGUAAUAUUUAUGACAAAACGGAGGCAAAUUAUUCUGGUCACGUUUUUUGGCUGACAGCCAGCUGUCCCGGAGAGCGCUGGAGUGAAUCGAGGUCCAGUGCUGGAGAUAGCGCAGCGCGCCGACACCUGCAGUAGGAUGUAAAGGGAAUUCCCACUCACCAAACUGAAUCAACCACAGAUCUGGCCAACGUCCUCACUGCUGUCUCAUUUGACCCAGGGGAAAAGGAGAGACAGAGCAUGGUCUGGUGUGGCGGCCACUGUUGCUAUGUGUGAAGGAGUGCUGUGGCGUCAAUGGAGACCGAAGGCUAUCGCGAUCUCCUGGAGACCAGCGAUGGUCAGGGGGUAGGCCUGCUGGAUGGAGGGGGUGAGGUUGGGGUGGAGGAGGGCUGGAGCACGCCCUACCCUCUGGGUUUCCAGGUGUCUUUGACCACUGUGCUGAUGCUGGAGCUGGUGUUGGGCUUCAGCAGCAACCUGACCGUACUUGUGCUCUACUGUGCUCAGUCCAACCUGGUGGAUUCAGUCAGCAACCUAGUCACGGUCAAUCUCCAUGUGCUGGACAUACUGGUCUGUGUGCUUUGUCUGCCACUAACUGUGGCUGUGAUCCUGCUACCAGCUAAUGGAAGUGGAGUCGGCAGCCUGGCCACUCUGUGCUGCUUUCAUGAGGCCUGUGUCACGUUUACUAGUGUGGCCACAGCGGUCAAUGUACUCGUGAUCAGUUUGGACCGAUAUGACAUCUCAGUGCGUCCAGCCAGUCGCCUGCUGACCCCCAGGCGUGCUGCGCUGCUCCUGGCAGCAGUGUGGGCUGUGUCUCUGGCUGUCUUCUUCCUGCCCUUCCUAGAGGGGGACUUCUUCUCUUUGAGGGCUGAGGACGGUGACGAUGAGGAGCCGGAAAGGCUGAACAAUGUCUCUGAGUUCACCACUGGACAGACACCCAUUUUUUCCUCCCUUUCUCCUUCUUCGUUACCCUCCACUCACCCCUCCUCCUCCUCUUCACAUCACCUGCCUCCAGUAUGGCAGAACAGGACACUGCUGUGUGUCGGAGGGCAGGGGUAUUACACAGGCCUGGCUAUGUAUUACCACUUGUUACUCCAAGUGCCAUGCUUCUUCAUCGCUGUGGCCGUCAUGUUGUUCACCUACUCCAGGAUCCUACAGGCCCUCAACAUCCGCAUUGGCUCUCACAUGAUGAGGGGUACACGUACAAAGGACUCCACCUGCAGGAUACGCUGCAGGAGGCAAAGGAGGAAGGACCUGAGUCUGCCCACAGAGGUGGUGUCCUCCAACCAGAACCAGAACCUCAGCCAUCCUCCCCUUAUCCCAUCUCCCACCCCUACACCCACAUCACCCCCACCGCUCUCCUCUAUUCCCCAAGGGAUGUCUGACAGUGGAGCAACAGUCACUACUGUCAGUACUGCUGCUACCACCCCCAUCGCGACUACACCAGCCACCCCUGCUUCUCCAACCCCAGCUUCAGCUUCAGCCUCAACGCAGACCCACGCCACCUCACAACUGCCUGCCUCCUCCAUGGGUGUCCAGGCCUCGGUUUCUGCCAUCAUCGCCUUGAGGCGUGCAGUGCGCAGACACAGAGACCGCCGAGAACGUCAACGCCGCGUCCUAAAAAUGUCCCUAAUCAUCAUAUCCACCUUCCUGGGCUGCUGGGCCCCUCUGUCUGCAGUCAAUGUUCUGAUCCUGUGUCUGGGUCCCAGCGACAGCCUGGUGCGGCUCCGACUGUGCUUCAUAGCGAUGGCUUAUGGAACCACUAUCUUUCAUCCUCUGCUCUAUGCUUUCACCAGACAGAAGCUACGCCGUGCCCUCAAAACACGUGUCAAGAAAAGAGUAGUGUCCCUUCUGCAGGUGGACCCAGCUCUCAGCGGGGGCACAGUUAUUCAUAACUCCUGGGUGGAGGGGGGGGGCCAGAGGAAGAGUCGCAAGCCACGGGUGGAGGCCAGUGAUGGCACUGAUCGAUGUCUCACAGAGGCAGUGAGGGAAUGAUGCUGGUCUUCGGCGUGCACAUGUGUGUUUGCAUGUGUGAGAGUGUGUGUGUGUGUGAAUUUGAAGAAUUGUAUGUAUCGUACUAAUUUGCGGGAGACGGAUCCUGUGUAUAUUCAUGCAUGGGUGUGAGAGAAAUAAGAGAGCCAGUUUGUUUACAAAGGUCAGGAAUAAAUCCCAUGACCUCUGGUUCCAUGCAGAUGUGGAAACAGGUGAGUCCUGAGCUCUAAUUAGAGGCAGCUUUCUGCUCUUCUUACACUCACCUUCAUUAGUCCACUUCCUGACCGACAAGGUGGCCACUGUUUCACCAUGGCAACAAAGGCCAAGCAUUAUGCCAACACCAUAACCAUUGCUACUGAAAAUACUAGUGUGCACCCCACGUGUAGGGUAAGGGGUAGAUUACAGCAAAUGCAUACAUUAUUGCUCCUACUUGCACUUUCAACUUGCAUGUGCAUGUAUAUAUGCACAGAUAGAGACACACACACACACGCACACACACACACACACACUCACACUCACACACACACACACACACACACACACACACACACACAAUUAAUGCACACUGAUCUAUUUUUAGUCAUUAUCUGUGAAAGCACACCAAUAACUACCUGCACAGAUAUUCUCAGUGAGAAAAAUGUAAAUGGAAAUUUAUGUCUCUCUUUCUUUCCCUUUUUUUCAUACCUUAAUUGAGUUAUUAAUAUAUUCUCAUGGUGCUGAAUGUCCGGCUGUAUGUUUACAACAAUGUGUCAGAGCGAAAGAGUUUGCACAUACUUUAUAUGGUAUAGCAAAUUAAUGGCAGGUAAAUGCAAGCAAAUCAGAUUCAAAGUUUACAGGCUCACAUGAAACUACCAGGAAACUGCAAAAAAACUGAUUCAGAUUUCAUUUCCAAUAAGCACCAUAUUUUAGAAGAAUGUGCGCAAGUUAAAGCUAAAAAGGCAUGACCUUUUUCUUUCAAAAUAAACUUCAAUGGUCAUGAUGACGUAGGCAAGGAUAUUUGUGUGAUUGUGUUUGUAUGUUUACAUGUGUGCAUGCAUGUGUGUUGUGCGCGUGUAACAAGUGUGUGUAAAUGAAUAAACGAGCGUGUCCGUCCAUGAUUAUGUGCAAUAAAUCGUGAGCAAAGCAAUGACCCCUAGGAUGUGAACAAAGAGAAUGUGAACACAGAAUUGUUGGUUUUCUAUUUACGCUUUAGAUAACAGGGGGAAGAGAGAAGAAAGAGGACUUUAUCUUUAUCUAUCGAGUGACAGCAGAAGGCCGCUGGGGACAGUAUAAAAACAAAAUAUAUGGAGCAAUUGUAACUAUGUGUAUAUGACAGGCCACUGUAAUAUUACUGAAAUUGUAUCAAAGUUUUAAAGUGGGAAUCAAAGGGCAAUAUUUUGUGAAAACUUCAUUAAAACUGUCACUGUAGUCACUGCAGGUUAACUAGCAUCUUAAACCAGAGAAAUCCAAACAUGGAAAAACAACCACUGACACGGUAGGACGUCUCCUCAUGUUAGCUGUUUGUUGCUCUGGAGGACAGAGUCACUGCUUCUGGACACUGCAGAAACAGACACACCUCCGUCAGCUUCUGGACUGAGUCCUGGACACGUUACACUAUAUCUGUAUCUCUCUUUCUCCUCAGGGCUUCAUGUCUCUUAUCCAGACAUGCUGGACAUAAAACAAUAAACCAGUCCUCAAUCAGCUCUUGUAUUAUGGGUGUUACAGUAGGUAAACAUUAAUGUCAGUUAGUAGAUAGAAUACACUUUAAACUUUAUAUGGGCUCAAGUCUUGGAGAGCUCCUUGGGCUUUGGGCUAUCUCCUCUUUCAUCCUCACCUCUUUUACACUAUUUGUGAGCCAGACAGAAGACAGUAAUUCUUGUGUAUUCAUGUACAUUUUUCAGGGAUGUAAAUAUUUAAGUGUCUGUUUUGGGUUUUAGUAAAACUUGAUCACAAUCAUCUGCCGGACAGAAAAUCAGCCAUUGUGAUCAACUCUGAGUGAGUUGGAGUGAGUUACUGUAAAGAGAAAUCCAUGUAAGCGUAUUUGUGUUAAUACUGUAUGUGUGUACACUGUACUGUACAUUUAUGACCAUGUGUAUAGAGAAAUAUUAGUAUUGUAUAAGAUUUAUAUUAUGUGUUAUUGUAUAGAACAGAACAGAAUCUGUAUUAAAAAGGUGAUCUAUCUACGAA
Molecule: messenger RNA, 4392 nt
Organism: Seriola aureovittata
Lineage: Eukaryota; Metazoa; Chordata; Actinopteri; Carangiformes; Carangidae
Product: G-protein coupled receptor 22
Exons: 2
Coding region: 532-2229 (565 amino acids)
Biological process (GO): G protein-coupled receptor signaling pathway
Cellular component (GO): membrane
Molecular function (GO): peptide binding; G protein-coupled receptor activity
Source: RefSeq, a predicted model, not a curated record